Messenger RNA from Helianthus annuus (common sunflower), 1725 nucleotides. Its product is annotated as protein FAR1-RELATED SEQUENCE 5-like. Bases 1 to 1725 code for a protein of 574 amino acids. Gene Ontology annotation, biological process: regulation of DNA-templated transcription. The transcript is spliced from 6 exons. Lineage: Eukaryota; Viridiplantae; Streptophyta; Magnoliopsida; Asterales; Asteraceae. The record is from RefSeq and is a predicted model, not a curated record.
AUGGUUUGUCUUACAACUUUUGAGAGCAAUAGUGAUUCGAAUUGCAUAAAUGUUGUUAAUCAUGAGGAACUUUCUGAAGGGCUGGUUGAAAUAGGUGGUGUAGCUAAUAUGAGGAAUCUACAAUCUGGUAAAUCAACUCUUCGGGAGCAAAACAACAUGAUGUCGAAUGUGUCCGGCUCUGAUGAUGCACUGAACAAUAGCUCUGAUGAUGCACUGAACAAUUCCAUUAAUACCAACGUUGGUGAUGAAGAAGAGCCACAUAUACAAGAUUUUCAGGAAUCGGUUCGUAGUACUUAUUAUCAUUCACCGAAUGGCACUAGAUAUUGGAUACCCAAUGUAUUGGAAGCGUAUAGACCUGUUUUGGGUACGGUAUUUGCUAAAGAGGAAGAUGCAAUUUCCAUGUAUCAGUCAUAUGCUGAGAAAGCUGGGUUUGAUAUUAGGUUGUCGACACCUAAGAAAUCAAAAGAUGGUACUGUUAGACUUAGGUAUGUUCUUUGUAGUAGAUCGGGAAAGCCCAAUUGCCAAAAUGUUGAUUCAAUGCUUUUGAAGUCAUCCUCCAAGUUGCCUCGUAGCAGUAAUUACAAGGUUUCAGACUGUAAAGCUAAAAUAAAGGUUAAAGUUUUCAAGGGUUAUCCUGGUUUACGGUUAUAUGAAUUUGUUGAGUCUCAUAAUCACCCGUUAGUUUCAUUUGAGAACAUGGAUUUGACGCGCAAGAGGCGGCAACUAGAAUUUAGCGACCAAGAUUUCAUUCAUAGGUUAAGUUUAGCUAAAGUUGGCCCGUCAACUGCCUUUAAGAUGCAAGCUGUUUUGAAAGGGGGACAACACAACGUCCGUGGUACCAACAUAGAAUACAAAAAUUUCAGCAAGGAUUUAAGAGCUUUCAUUGGUAAAGGAGAUGCUCAAAUGGUUGUAAAUAUGAUGGAUAAACGUAAAGUUAAUUUAGAAAAUUACUAUUGCCAUUACAUAAUUCGUCAUGGAGAGCUUAGGUCCUUAUUUUGGGCAGAUGAGGUUAUGAAGUGCAAUUACAGAGUUUUUGGCGAAGUGUUAGCUUUUGAUGCCACCUACAGUACUAACCAGUAUAAUAUGAUUUUUGUUCCUUUUACGGGGGUUGAUCACCAUAAGAAUUGCGUAACAUUUGCGGCUGCUCUUCUUUAUGAUGAAACUAUUGAGUCGUUCACAUGGAUGUUGGAACAAUUUCUUGAAGCACAUGGUAAACAAUCGCGGCUAGUGUUAACCGACCAAGACCCGGCAAUGAAACAAGCCAUAGCUAAAGUUUUCAAUGAAUCUGUCCAUCGUCUAUGUAUGUGGCAUAUUAUGGAUAAACUUCCUCAUAAGAUUGAUGGUGAUGUGUUACAGAAUACCAACUUGAGGCGUCACAAGUGGUUGUCUGAUAUGUUUUCUAUUAGAGAUCAGUGGGUCCCAGGUUAUUUUAGGGACAUGCCAAUGUGUUGUUUAAUGAAAACAACGUCUAGAUGCGAAAGUUCAAACGCACUUUUUAAGGUAAACUCUAGCGCAUCGAAUACUUUGGUUCAGUUUAUGUUGUGUUUUGAGAUAGCAAAUGAUGGUCAACGCUACCGGCAACGGGUUUCUGAGCAUAAAACCGAAUCAACUUCUGCCGCCUUAUCCACUCCGUUACCUAUAGAAGUACAUGCAGCACUUGUAUACACCAGAAGCAUUUUUAAGGAGGUCCAAAAGGAGAUAUCUAAAGCCUUUUAUCAUGUAUGA